GAGAAGCGUGUGAAGUAGAUGAGCACAGCACCGGAUGACAGAACACUGAGCUUGUUCCGUCAUCCGUGAUCAUCACAAAAAGUUUAAGCCUGAAGCUGAAGGGUCGUGUUUGGUAUUCUUCCAACUUCGAAGCUCCAUCCAAGCUUCAGGGUGAAGGCGACUAGGCGCGAGCGAGAGGUUGAAGAAAAUCUCUGCCACAGAGAGAGAGAGAGCGAUCAAGGACUCCAUUUCCUUUCUUCGAAUGGUCAAAACAGAAGUUAACGUGUGACAGAGAGACAAUAAUCCAACCAAAAGCUAUCUGAGAGCACGGGAUUGGUCAGGUCAGGUUAGGUAUAUGUAUAUUAUACUGUGAUUUCAGAGAAAAAUAUUACAUUACACUACUCGAUUGUCGAUCCCAUAGGAAAAUCACACUAAAUUUACAGAGAGAGAGAGUGUGUGUGUGAGAGAAGACGGAAGAGGAGCUGCAGGCAGCAAUACAGAUCUAGAGAUGGCGAAUAGGUUGGAGAACCUGGUUGAAUCGAUCAAAUCGAAGGUCAGGGCUCUGAGGAAAUCAAAGAAGCCCUACAUAAAGAUGGAUAAGAGUUCUAGCGUUAAGGUAGAGAUACGGAGCAGGCAGGCCAAAAAGCUUAUCGAUAAGACCUUGAAAGUCGCGGAUCGUCCUGGAAUGAGAAGCAUUUCUUGAUCCUCCGUACUUAAUUUCCAACUCUAUUCUCCUUUUAUCUAUCUAUACAUGCAUACCUCUUUUCACAUGUUUAUGGAUUUGCAGGAGCUUGUUUUUCCGCAUGUUUUGCUCUAGGGUUUUGAACCGUCUCGUUUAGCCAAAUAAAUGAUAAAUGUUUAAUGUUGCUAUUUGAUUUGGUACAGAAAAAAAAAACGUCUUCUGAAUAUAGCAUCUCAUCUAUAUAAAUGUGAAUUAGUUAUGGCAUGCUUAUAAGACGAAACCAGGAGUUUUGGUACUAUUCUUUCUUGUGAGAUGACGAGGGAAGAGAGAGAAGGAGUGGUUUUGACAAACAAUGCUUUGGCUCCAAAGGUUUUUUAUUUUUAUAUUUAUAUAUAGUUUGGCGUAGGCUCUGCUUCAUGUUCAUCUCUAUCAUAAGUCUAUGUAUUGUUUGGAGAGCCCAGAUCAACUGUGAGUC
Molecule: messenger RNA, 1136 nt
Organism: Nelumbo nucifera (sacred lotus)
Lineage: Eukaryota; Viridiplantae; Streptophyta; Magnoliopsida; Proteales; Nelumbonaceae
Source: RefSeq, a predicted model, not a curated record